Molecule: messenger RNA, 322 nt
Organism: Staurois parvus
Lineage: Eukaryota; Metazoa; Chordata; Amphibia; Anura; Ranidae
Source: the annotation of a GenBank genome assembly
CACUGAUUGGCAGCACUGAUAGAUGGCACUGACUGCAUUGAUAGGUGCCACUGACUGGCACUGAUAGGUGUCACUGAAAGGCAGCUCAGAUGGGCACUGAUAUGUGGCAUUGAUGUGCACUGGUAGGCACUGAUGGGCACUGGCAGGUGGCAUGGAUGAGCACUGACAGCUGGCACUGAUGAAUACUGACAGGUGGCACUGCUGGGGCUACACUGAUCAUCAAGGCACACUGAUCAUCAGUGCCCUGAUGAUCACUGUCAGCUGUGAUUGGACACAUUAUAAUCCAAAAUGUGAUGAAAUUAAAUAAAUUAAAAUAUAAAAU